CCUGCAAGAAGACUAAACAAGUUCUCAGCCGUUACUGGGAUAUGGGAAUCUGGGACCCACAAGAUCUGGAGGUGACAAGGUUACACUGCUGACAGCUGUAGGAAAAAGAGGUUCCUGGCGGCGCCUCGGGCGCGAAGCCUCCCGGGGGCCGAUCCGGAGGGACGGGGUGGCCGGAGCAGAAUGAACCGGUGACGACUCGGGACAGAAGACUGGCCACCUCUGAGCGGGCCUCACCUGUGCACCGCAGCCCCCACAGCCCCCAGCCCUGCCCCCAGCUACUGCGCGCCGGCAGCCCCUGCCCCACGCCGGGGGGCUCGGCCCGGCUGGAUCCCACCGGGAUGAACAUGGUAAAGAGCCCGGAGCCGCUGGAGCAGCGCUUGGCGGGGAUGGUGGCUGUCCGGGAGACGUCUCCAGCCUGGUCUGCGCUGGGAGAGGAGGGGCCGGCGACUAUGAAAAAGGACAAGAGCCAUGGGCAGGAUGAGGCAGACUGUAGGGCAAAGCUGAUCCUCAUCAACGGGGACAAUGCACCUGGUGUGGUACUGGAGGCGAAUGGGAAGCCCAGCACUCCAGAUUCCAGGGGCCUGGGGCUGCUGCCUGUGAAGAAGAAGGACAGCAAUGGAGACCUCUCCAAGGAGGACCUGGCCUGGCCACUCGAUCUGCCAGUGCAGAGGGCAGGGCGGACCCGGCAGGAGAUGCGGAUCAAGGAACCAGCACGCAGUGUGGAGACUCUCAGGGACCUGCCAACUCCUGUGCGGAGCUCCAGGCGCCGCUCUGCCGUGUCCACACCCGUGACCAUCGACCUGACAGAGGAGGACUCCCAGGACUCAUCCCGGAGCAGCAGCACACUCUCUGGAAGCAGCUCCCAGGAGGGGCAGAACGGCUCUGCUGACCUGGGGGCCGAGGAGGCAGAGGGCAGAGACACGGGCACGGCGCUGGAAUACCAGGAUGGGAAGGAAUUUGGAAUUGGGGAGCUUGUCUGGGGAAAGAUCAAAGGUUUUUCCUGGUGGCCUGCGAUCGUCGUCUCCCACAGAGCCACGGCCAAGCGCCAGGCAGUCUCGGGCAUGCGGUGGGUGCAGUGGUUUGGAGACGGAAAGUUCUCAGAGGUUUCUGCAGACAAACUGGUGGGACUGAUGGCCUUUAGGCAGCAUUUCAAUUCCUCCACGUUCAACAAGCUGGUGUCCUACCGCCGUGCCAUUUACCACGCUCUGGAGGUGGCCCGGAGCCGGUCGGGGAAGACGUUUACAACUGGCCCCAGGGAGUCACUGGAGGAGCAGCUGAAGCCCAUGAUCGACUGGGCAAUCACUGGCUUCAAACCCCUGGGGCUCAAGGGACUGCAGCCACCCAAAGGCUCAGAGAAUGGGGUGCUGAGGAAUGGGACAGAGGAGGUGGUGUCCUUUGAACAGUGUCCCCCCACCAAGAGGCUGAAGACCUAUCCCUGCAACAGCAGCAAGGAGCAGCGUGUGGAAGAGGACCAGACCCGAGAGCAAAUGGUUUCUGAAGUUACGAGCAACAGCGGGAAGCUGGAAGAGAGCUGUUUGUCCUGCGGGAGGAGGAACCCGGCCACCUUCCAUCCACUGUUCAAGGGGGGCCUCUGCCAGACAUGCAGGGAUAGAUUCCUGGAGUACUUCUACAUGUAUGACGAAGAUGGGUAUCAGUCCUACUGCACUGUCUGCUGUGCAGGCAAGGAGCUGCUGCUCUGCAGCAACGCCAGCUGCUGCAGGUGCUUCUGUGUGGAGUGUCUGGACGUGCUGGUGGGGCGAGGGACGUCGGCCAGAGUAAAAGAGCAGGAGCCCUGGAACUGCUACAUGUGCCAGCCCUAUCAGAACCACGGCGUGCUGCAGCGCCGGCAGGACUGGAACACUCGCCUGCAGGACUUCUUCACCAGUGACAAGGGACAGGAAUAUGCUGCACCCAAAAUCUACCCAACAGUUCCUCCAGCGAAGAGGAGGCCAAUUCGAGUGCUCUCGUUGUUCGAUGGGGUGACAACAGGACAUCCAGGAGCGGCCACAUCAAGCGGUGCUGACGAAGGAGACUUGGAGGCUAAAGAGAGCAGUGCCACCUCAGACCUCUGUCCGUUGGCAGGGUACACAGUGCUGAAGGACUUGGGCAUCCAAGUGGAGAAGUACAUUGCCUCAGAGAUCUGUGAGAACCCCAUUGCCACGGGCAAAGUGCGGCCCGAGGGCAACAUCACCUACGUGCGUGAUGUCAGGAACAUAACCAAGAGACAUAUUGAGGAGUGGGGUCCUUUUGACCUGGUGAUUGGUGGAACCCCCUGUGACGAUGUCUCCCUUGUGAAUCCAACCAGGAAGGCGCUGUUUGAAGGAACCGGGAGGCUGUUCUUCGAGUUCUACCACCUGCUCAACUACGCUCGUCCCAAGGCAGGCGAGGAGCGGCCCUUCUUCUGGAUGUUUGAGAAUGUGGUGGCCAUGAGGAUCAACGACAAGAGGGACAUUUCCCGGUUUCUGGAGUGUAACCCAGUUAUGAUUGAUGCGAUCAAGAUAUCAGCUGCCCACCGAGCUCGUUACUUCUGGGGCAACCUCCCUGGGAUGGACAGGAUCUUUGGCUUCCCCCUCCCCUACACCGAUGUCUCCAACAUCAGCCGCGGGACUCGCCAGAAGCUGCUGGGGGGAUCAUGGAGCGUCCCUGUCAUCCGGCACCUCUUCUCCCCACUCAAGGAUUACUUUGCCUGUGAAUAGCAAACGGAGCGUCCCUCGUCUCUCUGGUAAAGAUGCACAGCACCGCUGCUGUGGCGGGAGAGGGACGGGCACGGCCACCUGACCGCCAGGGCCCCGUCCCUCCCCGGCCACGUGCCGCGGGAUGGCAGCCUGGCCCCGCCGGGAGAGCCGAGGAAUGUCUGUAACCAAAGAACCUGGCAGGGCAACUUCUUUAAAGGGACUAACAGUGAUACGUAGGAAAUGAUGGACGAAGCUUUAAUUACCCAGCACACGAAGCUCUAUGCAUCACUGAUGAGAUGGGAGUCUCAUCCUCCAGAGCAUUAACUAUUCCUGUUUAGCCUGGAGCCGGGAAGUCACCACUUGCUGAGCAGCCAGUGUGCGGGCAGCUGCUGGGGAGCUGCAGGCAAACCUGAACUACAGUGAAUUGGUGCUUUUCCUAAACAAACAAAACCUCUUGAAGUAACUGCCAAAAAACCCCCAAACCGUAGCAGCAGGUGUAAGGGACCCUGCUCAGGUUACACACUGAACACAGGAUCAUACAGAAACCAAAUCUUUUUUGUUUUUAUUCUUUUUGAUAAAAUUUAAUUUUGUUGUUUUAAUGUCUAUUGCUGCUUUAAGGCAUUACGUAAGAAUGUGGAGAUUCCUAGACCUGAAUGUAGCUGAAACUGAACUGUGAGGUGAUAGAAUUACUUUUCUAGGUAGAACUAAAGAAAUAUUGUUUUAUAUGUUUGGUUGUAGUUUACAAAUAUUCACUACUUCCUUUUUAAAGCAUCUAAAUCCUCUCCUUACAUUUUAAAAUCCUGCUGAAUGGUUUGAAAGCUUACACAGUAACUGGAGCAGGGAGGAUUUGGGCUCCAGGGUCUGUAAAGGAAAAUAUUCUUGGAGCAUCCAUUUCCCCAGUGAAUGUGGUAUGUCAGCAGGAAGGACAAUGGCACCCUCAAAUCUCAGCACCCCAAAUGUCAUGUAGGAUGUCAUGAACCCAAGCAGUGGUGGCAGGGCAUUCCUUCCAGGGAAAAUCCCACCCAGCCCUCGUGGAGUGCAGGGACCAGGAGUGCAGCACUGCUCUUGCCUGUGCCCUUCUCAUGCUGUGCACAGGGAAUGGGACAGUGAGGCAGGAAAGUACUGCCACUGCUGGGGGGUCUUGGGGCUGUACCUCUCCUCCCCUGUGCUCCCAUCUCCCUGUGCAUCCCUGUGCACAGAGAUGGGAUUGUGUGCCUGGCCCCAGCCUGGCAGCACCCUGGGGGCUCCUGGGGCUGUACCCCCGAACUGGGAGCUCCUGUGGCCACCACUGUGCUCACUUUUGAUUGCCUUCCUCUACUCCCCAGCUUUGCCAGAGUGAUUAUCAUGCUUUCCAUGAAGUCCUGGGCACACUGAGCCUGUGGCCAGCGGGAAGGUGCAGGUGCCAAAACCUUUCGCCAGGUUUUCCGUAGCCACUAGGCUACUGUUCCAGCAGGCAUCUUUGAGGAUUCUGAAUUCCAAUGCACAUUUCAAUGCACUGAAACGACUCCCCCCUUGGUCCCUCUGUCCUCUCCUACCUCUGCUGUCACCUGGCUCUGGGAGAGCCCUUGGGCAUCAUCUCAAAAUUAUUCAGGUUCAAACCAUGAGCCAACCCUCCACCCAAUCAAUGCCAGGCUGCCUUGCUCUCUUGCAAGGUGCUGUACAGCAUCACUGGGAAGAACUUCUCUCCCAGCUCCUUCUACCUCUCUGGCACCCCUGUCCUUGUGGUGGAGGACAGCAGCCUCCCAUUUUCCACCCUUGUGUGCAGUUUUCCAUCCCAGCUCUGAGAACCCUCUUCUCUUGGUCUCCAGUCCAAGGCUGGGCUUGGGAAUGGACAGCAAGGGAAGCCCAGGUAGUUUAAAAGAUUUUUUUUCCCCUGUUUUAAGCUGGAGGUUACUCUUUAGAGAGAACUCCUUGGGGGUUCAUUCUUGGUGACUUGUUCAAGCCACAUGCCUUAGUUAAGAAAACUCUUGAGGAAAGCCAAGCAGGCUGGUCCAAGUCAUUGCUGGCACCUCCCAUGCUUGACCAAGUGCUUGGGGACACGUAGCACCCUCUUGCCACCAGCCCCUGGACUGGGAAGAUGGCAGGGUGGGUUCUGUGCAUGCUGGAGGUGUUUGGGAAGCCUUGGCAUUGCCAGUGCUGCACCAGCUGCUGUUGGACUCCUUGCCAGUCUGUGAUCCUUAUGUCCAGCUGGACCCCAGCCACAACACUAAUUGCUCAUCCCAGGUCCUUGCAGUCCCAGUUUGGAGCCCCAGCGUGGGGCCUGAGGGCCAACAGCCAUCCAGUGCAGGGGCUCAGGGUGACAGCCAUCCUCUGCUCUGGUGGGCUUGAUUUUUCCAGACUGGGCCAACACGUGCCCUCCACUCCAUGGCAUCCCUGAUCUUAUGUACUCCAGAUCUCACAUCCUUUCCUAUCUGAUCAAAAGGAAAACAAAUAGAUGAGGGAAAAAAAGGACUUGGGGAAAGUAAACAAAGAUAAAACAGGAAUGAGAAUUGUCUUGGCAUUAAGCUCUCUUGAUGAGAAUUGUAGUAGACAAGUCUUCCUUGAAAUGUUUUUCCCUCUAAGAGCUGCCUUUUAUUUUGAGUUUAUAAAAUGUUAAGGGAGGGGGAUCUCAGAAAUUCCUUUUUAAUACUUUUUAAAGGUUUCUAACUCUCCCUGGUGCUAUUUUUUUAGGUUAAGGAUUUCUAAUGUUGAACAUGUUGCGGGUUUUUAUACAAUCUUUUAAAAAUGAGAGAAAUGUAUCAUUUUUAACACAUUUCACAGUUUUUGUAUCCUGGAGUGUGGAAA
Molecule: messenger RNA, 5459 nt
Organism: Vidua macroura (Pin-tailed whydah)
Lineage: Eukaryota; Metazoa; Chordata; Aves; Passeriformes; Viduidae
Gene: DNMT3B
Product: DNA methyltransferase 3 beta
Exons: 21
Coding region: 339-2696 (785 amino acids)
Biological process (GO): negative regulation of transcription by RNA polymerase II
Cellular component (GO): nucleus
Molecular function (GO): DNA binding; DNA (cytosine-5-)-methyltransferase activity, acting on CpG substrates
Source: RefSeq, a predicted model, not a curated record